AUGCGAAAUCCACGCUCUGAGGAUGAAGAUAAUCCGGCAAUACAUUAUGGUUUGAUUGCAUCGGCCAAUCAGCUUAUGAAGGAUGCUAUGAUUCGCGAUGAGCUUGCCACGGAAAAUGGUGUUUUAUGCUUCGAAAUGGAAGCGGCUGGGUUGAUGAAUCAGUUUCCAUGCCUUGUUAUCCGUGGCAUCUGCGACUAUUCUGACACUCAUAAGAAUAAGCAAUGGCAAGGGUAUGCAGCUAUGGUCGCAGCAGCGUAUGCUAAGGAUCUUCUACAUCGAAUUGUCCCUCAACAGAUAAGGAGCGAAGAGAGGAUUUUAAACGCCUCACCACCUAUAAACCAUAUCACUGGAACCAUCAAUCGUAUUGUCCCAAACUUAUCACGGUUGAGAACAAAACGGGAUAUAGAAUCACAAAUUCUCAAGGGUCAUUCAGAUUCGAUUAAAUCAGUUGCCUUUUCGCCUGAUGGUCGAAUGGUGGCGUCUGGCUCCAAAGAUAACACAGUGCGGCUCUGGGAUACUGCGACGGGCGCUCAGCGACGUACUCUCCAGGGCCAUUUAAAUAUGGUUUAUUCGGUGGCCUUUUCGCCUGACGGUCGGAUGUUGGCGUCUGGUUCCAAGGAUAACACAGUGCGGCUCUGGGAUGCUGUGACGGGAAUUCGGCUACGCACUCUCCAGGGCCAUUCAAAUUUGGUUUACUCAGUGGCCUUUUCGCCCAGCGGUCAGAUGCUAGCGUCUGCCUCCGGUGAUAACACAGUGCGGCUCUGGGAUGCUACUACGGGCGCUCAGCAACAUACUCUUCAGGGCCAUACAAGGCUAGUUCACUCGGUGACCUUCUCGCCCGACGGUCGGAUACUGGCGUCUGCCUCGUGGGAUAGCACAGUGCGGCUCUGGGACGCUACGACGGGCACUUGGCGACGCACUUUUGAGGGCCAUUCUAGUCCGGUUAACUCAGUGGCAUUUUCGCCAGACCGUCGGACACUGGCGUCUGGUUCCAGAGAUAAUACAGUGCGGCUCUGGGACGUUACGACAGGCGCUCAGCGACAGACUCUCCAGGGCCAUUCGAAUUCGGUUUUCUCUGUGGCCUUUUCGCCCGAUGGUCGAAUGUUGGCGUCUGGCUCCAAAGAUAACACAGUGCGCAUCUGGGAUACUGCGACGUGUAUCCAGCUAUGCGCUCUCAGUGGCCAUUCAAAUCCGGUCUCGUGUGUGACCUUCUCGCCAGAGGGCCGGCUGCUGGCGUCUGCCUCCUGGGAUAGCACAGUGCAGCUCUGGAAUACUACAGGUAUCAUUGAUAGCUGUACCCUGGAAAGGCAUCCAUGA
Messenger RNA from Penicillium pulvis, 1317 nucleotides. Its product is annotated as WD40 repeat domain-containing protein. The transcript has a single exon. Lineage: Eukaryota; Fungi; Ascomycota; Eurotiomycetes; Eurotiales; Aspergillaceae. The record is from RefSeq and is a predicted model, not a curated record. Gene Ontology annotation, biological process: nucleoside metabolic process. Gene Ontology annotation, molecular function: protein binding; catalytic activity. The coding region runs from base 1 to 1317 and encodes 438 amino acids.